Messenger RNA from Closterium sp. NIES-67, 2696 nucleotides. The record is from the annotation of a GenBank genome assembly. Lineage: Eukaryota; Viridiplantae; Streptophyta; Zygnematophyceae; Desmidiales; Closteriaceae.
GUAGAGGGGGAGUUGGAGAAGGUAGGGGUGAUAGAGAACGAGAGGGAGGUAGGGCUGGCAGGGAUAAUUGUGGGGUUGAUUGGGUUUCAGAUCGGUCGAGAGAGCUUAGGUUGUCAGACUCGCCAGGAGUUUCAGUUUCAGGGUCCGUAGAGAGCUGUACUAGGAACAGCGUAGAGACAACAAGCCGUGUAGCGCGUCAUGCUAUAACGGGGACGAGGGAGGGGGAUGCGGCAGGUUGUGGAGCGAUUUAUUCGCCUGAAAUUAGGGUUAGGGUAACCGAGUUACAAUCCUCCUUAGAUCACACGACAACAGGAUUAGGGAUCCGUGAGCCGCCCCAGAAGCCACUCUGCCCGACGCAUACUCACUCGCAGCAGCUGCAGGGGUAUGCUUCUCCCCAGCAGAGGGGCUACUCCGCCCUGCUCUCACAGGCACAGGAGCAUGCGACAGGGGGAACUGAACAUACGUAUGAGGCGCCUCAGCAGUCUCCAGGGGGGGUGCAGAGCAGGGAGCCGAGCGCAGAGCAGAGGAGAGAGCGGGUCGGAGAGUUGAAGUGUGGCGCAGCUGCAGAUUUGACAGUUCUGGAGCGCAACAACGCUGGCCCAUUGGCAGCGCGCCACGUGGCAGAGCUGUCGCCGUCCCUCCACAGGCACGCCAUGGCAUGGGAUGCGGAGCUCAUGCGAACCCUGGAGGCGGAUGGCGGGGGGAUGGAGGGCGGGGGGAUGCAGGGUGGGGGGGUGGAGGGUGGGGGGAUGGAGGGUGGGGGGAUGGAGGGUGGGGGGAUGGAGGGUGGGGGGAUGGAGCGUGCAGGAGGGAAUGGGGCAACUUGUGCUUCAUCUGCUCACACCUCCUCUGCUGAGGUUGUCUCCUGCUCCUCUCGCUCCUGCCUCCUCGACCUCCACUUCUUCUCCUCCACACCGAUUCUUACCCAUCCCAACCACGCCCGUCCCGUCCCUCCUUUAUCCCCUCCCCCUCUUGUCGCCGCCCUCUCCCCCCCCACCACUGCACGGACGCUCCUAUCGCCCCCUCUACCCUGUUGCCUUGCUUCUUCCGCCCGCCCCUUCCGGCCCCCUUUGUCACUCCCCCAUUCCGCCUCUCCUGCUGCAUGUGCACACCGUGCCUCGCAGGGCUGCUGUCAGUCCCAUCCCUGUCCUCUCUCCUCUCCUCCCCUCGCCAUGCCGUCGUUGCAAGGCUCCGGAUUCCCUCCUCCUGCGCCCCCCUCCUCCGUGCCUCUUUCCUCUCCUCCUCACUGCCUUCCCCUUAGCGCUGACUCUCGUUACACUCACACCCCCCCUCCACGUCCUCACUGUCCCCCUGCUGCUUGUCGCGCCCAGUCACCCGCCCACCACCAUCCCCCUUCUCCUGGUGCACAAGAAUCUUUAAUACUCUCACCUGCAGUGCGCUCAUCUGCUGCUGCUGCUGGUGCUGCUGCUGCUGCUGGUGGCGGUUCUAGUGCGACUGGGUGCAGUCAUACCAGUGGUAGCAUCGAUGCUGCUACCGCUGCUGAAAGCGCUGGUGAUGCUGGGAGCUGCCUGAGCUUGAAUGCAUCUGAGCCGUCUGCCGUUCACCAUGCCCACGCCUCUGCCUGCCCUCACCAUACCCCGCAUCACCAAGCGGAUGAUUGCGACUCAAGGCAGAGCCAUGACCAUUGUCAGCACUGCAAUCAUUGCACUUGCCAACAGCACCAGCAGCACCAGCAGCAGCACCAGCAGCAGCAGCAGCAACAGCAGCAGAACUCUCUCCUCUCUGGUCCACACCAGCAUUGCUACAUGCAUAACCAACAUCACAUACAUCACCACCAUCAGCACCAUCAGCAUCCGAGUUACCACUACCAGCAGCAAGCGCGGUGCCAUGCACCGUCCUCAUCUCCUGCUGUGUGCUACCGCGACAUUGGCCCCAACGAUAUGGAUGACCUCAAGGCGCUCCAUGAAGCCACCUUCCCCAUCGUGUACGAGGCAGAGUUCUACGACAAUGUGGUGCACCACAGGGGCAUCAUCUCGUGGGGAGCAGUGGACCCCUCUCAGCCUGGCCGCCUCAUUGGCUUCAUCACUGCGCGCCUGGUGCCCCCAGCAGAGGCUCACGGGGCAGAUGUGCUUCCCCUCACACCUCCCUCCUCCUGGCACAUACCAGCCCCCACUCUCCUCUACAUCCUCACUCUCGGUGUCGCAAAGCCCUACCGCAAGGCUGGUGUGGCAUCGCACUUGGUGCAUCUCCUGCUCUCCCACGCCUCAUCCCUCACCCACUGUGCUGCCGUCUAUCUGCACGUCGUCUCGUACAACACCUCUGCCAUCCGCUUCUACCGCUCCCUCCACUUCGUGUUCUUGCGCUACCUCCCGCGCUUCUAUUACUUGGAGGAUGGUUACUACGAUGCGUUUCUAUUCGCCCGUUACGUCAACGGGUGGUUGCCACCUGCUCCCAGGCCCCAAGCAUACAGGGGGUCGUUUGAACUCCUGCAACCCGCGGUUACAGCUGCUUCUACCGCUGCUUCUGCCGCCAUGUCGCUAGUCUGUGCUCGGCCGUCUACUACUCUUCUCCAAGCUAUCAUUCCUUCCGCGUGGAUUUUCAAGUGUUUGGAGUUCUGUAGAGGAAUUUUCUUCCGUCGCGAUGCAUCUAGGCUUUCUUAGAAUGUAUCUAUAUGGCAAUGUAGAUCACACCUGAUAUUAUUGUAUUCAUCCUGACUAACCCUAUCACCUGAGUGU